Messenger RNA from Monodelphis domestica (gray short-tailed opossum), 4086 nucleotides. RefSeq names its product coagulation factor XIII A chain (gene F13A1). Gene Ontology annotation, biological process: peptide cross-linking; blood coagulation, fibrin clot formation. The record is from RefSeq and is a predicted model, not a curated record. Lineage: Eukaryota; Metazoa; Chordata; Mammalia; Didelphimorphia; Didelphidae. Gene Ontology annotation, molecular function: protein-glutamine gamma-glutamyltransferase activity.
GCCCGCAGUGUCAUGAGUGAGGGUAAGCAAUGUGCCUGGCAUAAGCAGGUUUAAGACAUUAACAGGAAGGAAGAAAUGAAGAGAAAUGCAUCAGAAAGAGAAUUGAAUAGUAGAAAACAAGAAGGAAGAAACAGCUACAUACACUUGAGGAAGUCUUCCAGGGGGAGAGGACAGCGAACUCAGAGGAGCUUCGAAACAACAGGAACUGAUAAGGCUAACAAUGUCUGAAGGUACCAGGACUACCUUUUCGGGCAGGAGCGCUCUCCCACCCAACAAUUCCAAUAAAGAAGAAGAUGAGCUCCCCACCAUGGAGAUUGAGGGCCUCAUGCCCAGGGGAGUUAAACCACAAGACUUUCUGAAUGUCACAGACAUCCACCUCUUCAAGGAAAACUGGGACACCAACAAGGUGGACCAUCACACAGAUCGGUAUUACAAUGAAAAGUUGAUCGUCCGCCGAGGGCAGCCUUUCUACAUCCAGGUGGACUUUAAUCGCCCUUAUGAUCCCCAAAAUGACUUCUUCAGGCUGGAAUAUGUCAUUGGUCGAUACCCUCAGGAAAGUAAAAGGACCUAUGUUCCUGUCCCAAUUGUGUCAGAGUUUCAAAGUGGAAAGUGGGGGGCAAAGAUUAUCUUGAAAGAAGACCGAUCUGUCCGCCUGUCUGUCCAGUCCUCCCCAAACUGCAUUGUGGGGAAAUUCCGCAUGUAUGUUGCCAUCUGGACGCCUUAUGGCAUCAUCCGAACAAGCAGGAAUCCAGCAACUGACACUUAUAUUCUCUUCAAUCCUUGGUGUGAAGAGGAUACUGUGUAUCUGGAUAAUGAGAAGGAAAGAGAAGAGUAUGUCCUGAAUGACCUUGGGACUAUUUUCCAUGGAAACUUUGAUGACAUAAAAACUAGGAGCUGGAAUUAUGGUCAGUUUGAAGAUGGUAUCCUGGAUGCUUGCCUAUACUUGAUGGACAGAGCACAAAUGGAUCUCUCUGGACGGGGCAACCCAGUGAAAGUCAGUCGUGUUGCAUCUGCAAUGAUCAAUGCCAAAGAUGAUCAAGGUGUUAUUGUUGGAUCUUGGGACAAUAUAUAUGCCUAUGGAGUGCCUCCUUCUGCCUGGACUGGGAGUGUUGACAUCCUUUUGGAAUAUCAGAGUUCUGGGACCCCAGUACAAUAUGGUCAAUGCUGGGUUUUUGCUGGUGUCCUCAACACUUUUUUUCGGUGCCUUGGAAUACCUUCAAGAGUUAUCACCAAUUAUUUCUCAGCCCAUGACAAUAAUGCCAAUUUGCAAAUGGACAUCUUCCUGGAUGAAGACGGGAAAAUAAAUUCCAAACUUACAAAGGACUCAGUGUGGAACUACCAUUGCUGGAAUGAGGCCUGGAUGAGCAGACCCGAUCUUCCUGUUGGUUUUGGAGGAUGGCAAGUGGUAGACAGCACACCUCAAGAAAACAGUGAUGGUAUGUACCGCUGUGGUCCUGCCUCUGUUCAGGCUGUUAAGCAUGGUCAUGUUUGUUUCCAGUUUGAUACACCAUUUGUUUUUGCAGAGGUCAACAGUGAUCUUGUGUACCUUAAAGUCAAAAAAGAUGCCACUCAUCUGGUUGAAGCUGUUGAUAAAACCCACAUUGGGAAAUUAAUCCUGACCAAGGAAAUUGGUGGAGAUGGAAAUCAGGACAUAACUGAAAACUAUAAAUUUCAAGAAGGCAAAGAAGAGGAGAGACUUGCUCUAGAAACUGCUCUGAUGUAUGGGGCUAAAAAACCUCUUGACACAGAGGGCAUUCAUGAAUUCAAGGCUGAUAUUGAUAUGGAUUUUGAGGUGGAAAAGGCUAUACUUGGGAAAGACUUCAAAGUCACCAUCACUUUCCGGAACAGCAGCUCGAGACAUUACACAGCCACAGCUUAUCUCUCUGGCAAUAUCGUCUUCUAUACAGGUGUUACAAAGUCAGAAUUCAAGAAUCAGACCUUCAAUGUGAAAGUGGAGCCCUACUCCUUUACAAACGUGGAGGUGCAAAUCAAAGCUGGCGAGUACAUGGGCCAACUGCUGGAACAGGCCUCGCUCCAUUUCUUCGUGUCCGCUCGGAUCAAUGAAACCGGCAAGGUUCUGGCUUUGCAGAAAUCAACUGUACUGCACAUCCCUACACUCAACCUCAAGGUUCGUGGACACAAAGUAGUUGGUUCAGACAUGGUUGUCACGGUAGAAUUCACCAACCCACUCGCAGAAACCCUCUACAAUAUCUCGAUACACCUUGAUGGACCUGGAGUAAUGAAACCAAUCAGGAAAAGGUUUCGGGAACUCGCACCCAAUUCUACUUUGACAUGGGAAGAAGUGUGUCGGCCCUGGGUCCCUGGCUCACGAAAACUGAUGGCUACCCUGAACUGCGAUGCCUUGAGACACGUGUAUGGAGAGCUUAAGCUAGAGAUUCAACGGAGGCCAUAGGAAUAAAUCUCCCAGAAGGCAGAAACAUCUUCUCUGGAUCUUGGUGGAGAAAUUCUGAAGCAAAGAUAGGCCAGCUCUUAUUUUAUCUUAGGUGCUAGAACAUGAUACACAUUCCAGAAGGCAAGGUCAAGAAGGAAAGGGGCUGGUAUGUAUUCACCAUCCUCUGAGAUGCUCCCCACCAUUCUUUUCCAAAUUCCGCCUCCUCAGUCUGGAGGUACAUGCAGACAGACUAGAGAGAUCUUGAAUAAUUUCUGCUUCUAAAAUGUUCUGAGCAUUAGCUUUAAUUAAGCUCUAAUUAAGCUCUAAUAGUUCAUCAAACUAAAAGUUAUCAUUUAUCAUGGCAAACACUUCAGACUCCAAUAAUCAGAGGGAUUUUCUAACCCAAGUAAUUUGCCUGUGACCUGAUUUGAUUUCAGACAAGAUUUCCAGUGCCCAGGGAAGUCAUUUACAAAUGUGCUGAACAAGACCCUGGGAAAAGAUGCCCCCAUCUGGGUCCACACUUUUUCUUUGUGUGCUUUUUUUCCACAAAUGUUUCUCACCAAUCCCCCUUCUUCCCCUCCCACAAGUCACAGCAGCAUUCUCUAUCUGGGUUAUGGGAGGGGAAGGGCUUCCAAAAGGUCUUUAGCACCUACAGCAGAGGGACUGCCUGCCAAAUUUCACAGAUUUACUGUGUGAAAAGACGAGGCUCUGUCUUAACAAACUGCAUUUAUGAGGAACGUAAUCACCUAAGAGAUGAGGGAGCAAAGGCACCACUCAGGCCUUUUAAAAUAAGACAGCUUUAUGAUGCAUUUGAUAGGAGAUGUCAGAUUGUAACCUCAUGCGCAGGAGCCUUUUAGCUCUUAGAGUUAAUGAAGUAUGGUUAUAAAGUACCAAGACAGGUUUGUGUAGUAUGUGGAAUGUCUCACUGCUUUAAAUUCACACUUUGUCCAUGGCUCCUGAAUCUUUCACCUCCCCAGAAAUCCAGGCCCUAGAAAUCCCUCAGAAACAUGUCAACUAGGCCAAUUCUGUGGAAGGAGCGGCAACUUUUGUGGCUAACCAUAGAUGGAGAAGAACAGAUUCCUACUAAUUUUCCAGACAUUUGUAUCUUGCAUGCAAGUAACCUCAACUUGUACUGGAGUGCUGAAAAUUCUUAUUUACUCAGUCUUGCAAAUGGCCAUUAGCUCUGUGAUGCUUUCAGGCAAAAGAUAAACAAGGUUGCAUUCAUUCAUUUUAUUCCGUGAAAGGAAUGGUACCAUUGGGCCAGUGCUUAUUUGCAAUGCUACCUUAUGUUUAAAAAUCUGCCAAAAUGCCUAUGAGAGUAAUCUAGACCAGCAGACCAUGAUUCUUAGCAAAGCUGGACAGCAGGCUAGAGAGGGUCUGGGUUGUCAUAAAGUAUAGAAUUGUAAACUCUGGUGCCUAAGGCCACCAUUGGUGGAAAAUUGGGCCUUGGACACCCUUCUCAAGCACCUAGGCAUAAGUCUUAUAAGAACAUUAGUUAAUCAAUGCUAUAGAAUUUUUUUUACUACUUUUAUUAAGCAGUCUCAAGAGUUUUUGCUGAUUCUUGGUAAUCAAAUUUCUAAAAGUUUUUGCUUUGCUACAAACCAGCUUCACUUUGUAUCCUCUUAUUCAUUUAAAUAUUUUAAUUAACCAGAAUGUAAUGGAAAUUUAAAAUAAAGUUCAUCUGAUUAUAAUUG